Messenger RNA from Rhopalosiphum maidis (corn leaf aphid), 534 nucleotides. It is a transcript of the gene osi, whose product is annotated as electron transfer flavoprotein regulatory factor 1. The record is from RefSeq and is a predicted model, not a curated record. The transcript is spliced from 2 exons. The coding region runs from base 163 to 423 and encodes 86 amino acids. Gene Ontology annotation, cellular component: mitochondrion. Gene Ontology annotation, biological process: respiratory electron transport chain. NCBI's taxonomy places the organism in Eukaryota, Metazoa, Arthropoda, Insecta, Hemiptera, Aphididae.
CAGUGCGUGGCCAGUAUCAGCGACGACUACAUACCAUAUCAGAACAAUAACAGUAAAAAUAACAAUAAUAACAAUAAUAUCAACAGUGACUGUGUAUUGUCGCAAAGACGACUUGGUCGCCUGCACAGUACGACUUUCAAUUUACAGCUUACCCGACAAGCAAUGGUCACAGGACGCCAAGAAGUGAUUAACUUGUACAAGACUCUCCUUUAUAUGGGACGAGACUAUCCUCAGGGCUAUGACUUUUUCCGUUUGCGGUUGAAAAAAGCUUUCCAACGUAACAGUGACGUCAGUGAUCCCGAACAAAUAAAAAUGCUAGUCAAACGUGGCGAGUUUGUUGUCAAAGAGAUUGAAGCUCUCUACAUGCUUAAAAAAUACAGAACAUUAAAAGAUAGAUAUUCUACAGAAAAGGAUCAAUCAUAAUCAAUAGAACUAUUUUUUAGUUUAUAUUUAUAUAUAUAUAUACUAUAUUGUUAUUAUAAAAAUUUUAUUGUGUACAGUUUUUUUUUAUAUGUAGUUUAAGCUUACAAACAA